This is a messenger RNA of Rubroshorea leprosula, 2877 nucleotides long. NCBI's taxonomy places the organism in Eukaryota, Viridiplantae, Streptophyta, Magnoliopsida, Malvales, Dipterocarpaceae. The record is from the annotation of a GenBank genome assembly.
CUACAGAAGAAACUGGAGAGCAGAGGAGUGCAGAGGAGGAAAGAAGCGGAGCGAGGAGAGAAGUGGAGCGACUUCCAAAUCCCAAACGCAAAGCUUGAACCCCUUGAGGAAGGGAAGGCUACGGCUAUGGAAGGAGAAGAAUCCGAGCCGAUUCCUGUUUCCCCACAACAUAUCGCAGAUGUGGAGAUGGCGACCGCCCACACCGUAUCCGAUUCAGAUGAUUCGGAUUCUAGUGACUCCGAUAACGAAGCACAGCAGACUGUUGAGCUGCAAAACUUACAAUCCCAGCUUUCCACUAAUCCCUCCAACUAUGAUACCCACAUUCGGUACAUUAAGCUUUUAAGGACAAUGGGUGAACUUGAUAAGCUAAGACAAGCAAGGGAAACUAUGAGUGCUUUGUUCCCAUUGAGCCCUGAGAUGUGGCAGGAGUGGGCUAAAGAUGAAGCUUCCCAUUCAUCAGGGCCUGUCAUUCCUGCCGUCAUUGAGAAUCUUUAUGAGAGAGGAACCUCUGAUUAUCUGUCUGUCUCUCUGUGGUGUGAUUACCUCAAUUUUGUGCGAGAACAUGAUCCAUCAGUUCGUGAUUAUUCACCUAAUGGUAUUUCAAAAGCAAGACAUUUAUUUGAGCGUGCUAUUACUGCCGCUGGCUUGCAUGUUACCCAAGGCAACAAAAUAUGGGAUGCAUACAGGGAAUUUGAGCAUUCCAUUUUCAAUGCCAUUGAUCAGACUGAUAUUCAGGCAAAGGAGAAACAGGCACAGUGCAUACGGAGAAUAUAUCAUCGUCAGUUAUCUGUCCCACUUGCUAGCUUGAAGUCAACACUCAUUGCCUACAAGGCUUGGGAGGUUGAACAGGGGAAUAUUCUUGAUGCAGAAUCUGAUGAUGUUGAUGGAAUUUCUUCUCAAGUUGCCCUAGCCUACAAGAAGGCAUUAGAGAUGUACAAUGCCCGUGCUCAUCUUGAGGAAGAGAUAGCCAGGCAGGAUUCAGUUGAAUCAGAAAAGUUUCAGCACUUCAUGAGCUACUUGAAAUUUGAACAGUCUUCUGGAGAUCCAGCUCGAGUUCAGAUUCUGUAUGAACGUGCUAUAACUGAAUUUCCUGUAUCAAGCGAUCUCUGGCUUGAUUAUACUCGCUAUGUAGAUAAAACUUUGAAGGUUGGCAGUGUUGUGAGGGAUGUUUAUUCCAGGGCCACAAGGAACUGCCCCUGGAUUGAAGAACUGUGGGUUCAAUAUUUGCUUUCCUUGGAGCGUGGUCAUGCUUCUGAGAAAGAUAUAUCUGAUGUCUAUGAAAAGUCCCUGCAAUGCACUUUUUCAACUUUUGAGGGGUACCUAGAUCUGUUCCUCACCCGUAUAGAUGGCUUAAGGCGAAGAAUUUCAUUGGCUAAAGAAGGAGAUGCCUUGAGCUUUUCUUUGAUUAAGGAAACUUUUCAGCGAGCUUCUGAGUACUUGUCACCACACAUGAAUCAUACAGAUGGUUUUUUGCAUUUAUAUUCAUAUUGGGCUCGCUUAGAGCUGAAAUUGGGAAAAGAUCUUGGUGCAGCUCGUGGUGUUUGGGAGAAUUUGCUUAAAAUCUGUUCAAUGUUCGAAGCAUGGCAAGGUUAUAUAACUAUGGAAAUUGAAUUAGGUCAAAUAAAUGAAGCUAGGUCCUUAUACAAGAGAUGCUACAGUAAAAGUUUUAGUGGGACAGGUUCAGAGGACAUAUGCCAAGCUUGGUUGCGCUUUGAGAGGGAAUUUGGUACAUUGGAUGACUUUGAUCGUGCAGUACAAAAGGUUUCCCCUCGUCUGGAACAGUUGAAAUUAUUUAGGUUACAACAGGAAUCCAUAUCUCUGACAGCAACAGCAGAUCAGAGAGAACAUAGCUUUAAGAAGACUGCUCGUGAAAAGAGGAAGUCUGGUUCCAACGCAACUGAUGAACAAUCUCCAGCUAAGCGGCAGAAAAAUGAUCCUCGAGACCCAAAGAAAUUGAAUCAGAAUAGCAACUCCCAAGAACAGAAUAAAACUGAAAUAAAUGAAGGGGAUGAGACAAAAGACAAGGUUGAUCAACCAGAAAAUGAAAAACAGAUUAAAGAUUCUAGUGCUGCAAAAAACAAAGUGUAUACAGAUCAGUGCACUGCAUUCAUAUCAAAUCUUCCCUUGAAGGCAAACGAUGAAGAUAUACAUCAAUUCUUCAGUGAUGUUGGUGGGGUCUCUUCUAUCCGUAUUUUGCAUGACAAAUUCACUGGAAAAUCAAGGGGAUUAGCAUAUGUGGACUUUAUUGAUGACGAUCACCUUGCCAGAGCUGUAGCAAAAAAUAAGCACAUGUUACUUGAGAAGAGGUUGAGCAUUGCACGGUCUAAUCCAAAGCAAAAGAAGGAAUCUAAUGCUUCUAUUGCUCCAGGGGAACAUGUGGGGUUUCGCAAACAAACUAGAGUUGAUGGGGGAUCUGCAUCUAAAGAAGAUGUCGAGAGCUCAAAAGAGGGUGGGGUAUCACACUCAGCUGGUCGUAGGCGUGGUGAGAACAUCCAGCUCAAGGGAAAGAACACGUUUGCCGUGCCAAGAAAUGUUAGGGCACUUGGUUGGACUGCUAACAAACCAAGAACAGUAGAGGAAGGAGAUGAGAAGCCAAAAUCCAACGACGAGUUCAGAAAAAUGUUUCUUAAAAAGUAAGGUUUGGUAGUAAUGUAGAAAUACUAUUUUUUUUUUUUUUCGAUAUGGAUGUAGAAAUACUAUUAGCCAAUACAAAUUGUUGUGAUGAAGAAAUAUUUGUCCUUUUGUUGUCAGUUACCUUUAUAAGCAGCAUGGCAUGGGGUAUAAUUGAAGCCUGAUUUAGUCUUCUUACUGGAGGAAUGAUGCUUGUUAUAUUUCACAGAUAGUCAGAUACACAGUCAACAAAAUUGUCCCUGACCC